Kalmanozyma brasiliensis GHG001 is the source of this 1158-nucleotide messenger RNA. RefSeq names its product 25S rRNA (adenine(2142)-N(1))-methyltransferase, Bmt2. Gene Ontology annotation, molecular function: rRNA (adenine) methyltransferase activity. The transcript has a single exon. Lineage: Eukaryota; Fungi; Basidiomycota; Ustilaginomycetes; Ustilaginales. The coding region runs from base 1 to 1158 and encodes 385 amino acids. The record is from RefSeq and is a predicted model, not a curated record. Gene Ontology annotation, cellular component: nucleolus.
AUGUCACGAACAAAGAAGAGCAAGCCAGGCGCACAACAGCGAGCAGCCAAAGCAGCGGCUGCUGCCACCGAGGCUUCAGCGCCUGCUGAUGCAGCCGCUCCUGCUCCUGCUGCCGACGCCGCACCUGCCUCUGCCCCCGCCGAGUCCUCCACCACCGCCGAAGCAGCCUCGGGCAAGAAAGGCAAGCUCAUCCGACCCCGUGGCAAGCGUGGUGGCAUCAAGCAUCACAAAAAAGGCCCAUCCUCCAAAUCCUCUUCCGUCCAGCAAUCCGCCGUCAAAGAGUCUCGCAAGACCAAAGAGCCCAAACCUAAAACCGCUUCUCAAGACCAGAUCGACUCGUCCGCCGCACCCAUCCCGCCCGCCGAACACGCUUCGAAGAUCGCCAAGUUCCACACGCUGCUGAAGCAGCUCGAGCAAGCCAAAACUUCGGAAGAAAAGGAUGUCAUCCAGGAAGGGCUUGAUUCGCUGGGAGGUCUUGCACAGUAUCAAGCGUGGUCCCUCACCGGAUCGGCGAAGGCGGGUCAGACGCCGACGAGCAAAUGGUGCAUCGAAGCGUUGAACAGCGUCUACGAGCACAGUCGCGAUCUGCCCAAGUUCCGCAUUCUCGAUGUGGGCGCCAUCACAGGAACCGCAUACACCAAGUACCGUUGGAUCGACGCCACGUCCAUCGACCUCCACCCCCAGGGAGAACACGUGGAGAAGUACAGCUUCUUCGACUACCCUUUGCCUACCAAAGAGGAGGACAGGUUCAACAUGGUUGCCUUGAGUCUGGUUGUCAACUUCGUAGGAGACGUGAGGAAGAGGGGGGAGAUGCUGAGACACGUCCACAAGUAUCUGAAGGAGGACGCGGAAGGGUUCUGCUUCUUGGUCCUCCCCCUCAGCUGUCUGACCAACUCGAGGUACAUGAACCAGUCCCACCUGCGCAGCAUCCUCGACUCACUCGGAUUCGAGGUGCUCAAACAGUCCGAUUCGGCACGCCUCUCGAGGUGGCUGCUCAAGCGCAAGCCAUUGGACGAAAGAAGGGCAGCAAAGAAGGACGAACACGCCACCGACGAGUGGGACGGAACCGUCUUCAAGAAACGGGAUAUCAACCCGGGGCAGGAUCGCAACAACUUUGCUAUCGUCGUCGACCCCGUCCCCGACUCCAAGACCGAGUGA